AUGUCCGACUUCGAAGAUGAAGAGUUCGAGAAAUUGGCAGUUGCUGCUGUUGAACAAGCAGAACGUGAGGCUGCCCCAAAACAGUUUGUCCCAAAAUUGGUCUCUAAAUCAGUGAAUCACAAUGUUUUGGUUUCAUUUCGUCAAAAAGGAAAUCCGCUUCUGCCGCAUUUAAGGAAUGUUCCAUGGGAAUACUCUGAGAUAGUUCCUGACUUUGUGAUGGGUGCUAAAACAUGUGCCUUGUUUCUGAGCUUGAAAUAUCAUCAUGUCCAUCCCGAAUAUAUUUACAGUCGAAUUGGCAAACUUGGAAAGGCUUACGAGCUUCGCAUUCUACUCGCCGUAGUAGAUGUGGAAAACCAUCGUGAGUCUAUUCAAGAACUCGUGAAAACAAGCGUUGUCAACCGGUACACGUUAAUAUUGGCUUGGUCAUCUGCUGAAGCAGCUCGUUAUAUUGAAACAUACAAGGCUUUUGAAUUCGCAGCGCCAACUAACAUCAUGGAACGGCCUUCAACGGACUAUCUUGAGCGUGUGCAGAACACAUUUACAAGCAUCCGGGGAAUUAACAAGAGUGAUUGCUUAAGUCUGAUCGCCCACUUUGGUUCUAUGAAACGGGCAUUAACGGCAACUCAGGAAGAACUUGAACAGAUUGACGGUUUCGGUCCAACAAAAGUUCGUCGAUUCUUGGAGGCGACUCAUCAACCUUUCCGUUCGCAAAAAGUCGUAAAGGCAGUGAAGCAGACAGGCCAUGGGCAACAAAAGAAAAGUUGA
This is a messenger RNA of Schizosaccharomyces japonicus yFS275, 765 nucleotides long. Its product is annotated as DNA repair endonuclease Swi10. NCBI's taxonomy places the organism in Eukaryota, Fungi, Ascomycota, Schizosaccharomycetes, Schizosaccharomycetales, Schizosaccharomycetaceae. The record is from RefSeq and is a predicted model, not a curated record. The transcript has 5 exons. Gene Ontology annotation, cellular component: site of double-strand break; nucleus; nucleotide-excision repair factor 1 complex. Gene Ontology annotation, molecular function: polyubiquitin modification-dependent protein binding; damaged DNA binding. Bases 1 to 765 code for a protein of 254 amino acids. Gene Ontology annotation, biological process: double-strand break repair via single-strand annealing; mating type switching; DNA repair.